UCAACUUCAGCUGAAUUCUUCCCACAGAUGACACAUGAAGAGAUAAAUGCAGGAGGCAAUGUUUCAAUGGUGAGGAACUUUGUCCUGCUAGGAUUUUCUGACCUUUCAAACCUCCAGGGGUUUCUGUUUGGCUUGUUCGGUAUCAUUUACUUGGUUGUGGUUAUUGGAAAUGGCCUCAUAAUCAUAAUAACAAUCCUGGAUCCUGCACUACAGAGACCCAUGUAUUUUUUCCUGGCAAAUUUUUCUUCUUUGGAAAUCUGUUAUGUUUCAGUAACUCUUCCUAGGAUUCUCUUCAGUCUUUGGACACAGAAUAGAAAUAUUUCUGUGUUGGGCUGUGCCACACAACUGUGUUUCUUCCUUGUGCUGGGAUCCACUGAGUGCUUCCUGCUGGCCGUAAUGUCCUAUGACCGUUAUGUGGCCAUCUGUUACCCUCUGCGCUAUCCUCUGCUCAUGAACCCAAAGAAGUGUGCUCAGCUUGCAGCCUGCUCUUGGCUGGGUGGAAUCCCAGUCCAGAUAGGGCAAACAUGCCAGAUAUUCUCUCUGCAUUUCUGUAACUCCAACCAAAUCCCCCACUUCUUCUGUGACAUACCCCCCAUUCUGAAGCUGGCCUGUGGGGACACUUCUGCUCAUGAGAUGUCUGUCUAUGUGGUAGUAAUGUUGUUUGUGGCUGUCCCUUUCAUAUUGAUCCUUGCCUCUUAUAGCAAAAUCAUUUCCACAGUUCUGAGGUUGCCAACAACCCAAGGACAGACCAAGGCCUUCUCCACAUGCUCCUCCCACCUGCUGGUUGUGGUGCUAUUUUUUGGAUCUGGUACCAUCACUUACCUAAGGCCAAUGUCCAGCCAUUCUUCAGGAACUGACAAACUGCUGUCCCUCUUCUAUACUAUUGUUACUCCCAUGUUCAACCCUUUGAUAUACAGCCUCAGGAACAAGGAUGUCAUUGUGGCACUGAGAACAUUAUUACUAAAAAUAUAA
This is a messenger RNA of Heterocephalus glaber (naked mole-rat), 972 nucleotides long. Its product is annotated as olfactory receptor 10AG1. Gene Ontology annotation, biological process: G protein-coupled receptor signaling pathway. The record is from RefSeq and is a predicted model, not a curated record. Gene Ontology annotation, molecular function: olfactory receptor activity; G protein-coupled receptor activity. NCBI's taxonomy places the organism in Eukaryota, Metazoa, Chordata, Mammalia, Rodentia, Bathyergidae. Gene Ontology annotation, cellular component: membrane.